Messenger RNA from Diceros bicornis minor, 758 nucleotides. Its product is annotated as ral guanine nucleotide dissociation stimulator-like. Lineage: Eukaryota; Metazoa; Chordata; Mammalia; Perissodactyla; Rhinocerotidae. Gene Ontology annotation, biological process: positive regulation of GTPase activity; Ras protein signal transduction. Gene Ontology annotation, molecular function: guanyl-nucleotide exchange factor activity. Gene Ontology annotation, cellular component: plasma membrane. Bases 220 to 558 code for a protein of 112 amino acids. The transcript has 5 exons. The record is from RefSeq and is a predicted model, not a curated record.
UCUCUAGCGCUGGAGCCAGCAUCCCCUCCAUCAGCGGCAUUGGAGCUGGAGCAAGGGCCAACAUCGGCUCCAGCAGGAGUGGGAGCUGCUGAGCUGGAGUCACCUGGACCAUCAUUUCUAGUGGGAAGUCCAUCUCCAUUUGUGGCUGUUAAGGAGCGUGAGAAGAAGCCUAACCUCACGGCCUUCCCUCCUAAGCUGGUGGUGGAGCAGUUGACCGUGAUGGAUGCGGAGCUCUUCCAGAAGGUGGUGCCCUCUCAGUGCCUGGGCUCCACCUGGGGCAAGAGGAACAAGCCCGGCCAUGAGCACCUGGCACCCACCGUCCGGGCCACUCUCGACCACUUCAGAAGGGUAGCCAGCCUCGUCAUCACCACCUACCUUGGGGACCCGAGCAUGAUGGCCCAGGACAGGGAGUGGGAGAGCCUGAAGAACUCCUCUCUCUGCACUGUCAUCUCUGUUCUGCAGAAAACAUCCAUAUGCCACCUGAAGAACACAUGGGGGAAGUUUCCUGGGAGAGCUCUGAAAAACUUAAGGAGCGCUAUAGCCAAGACGAGUCUUUGAGCAGAGAACUGAUGACCAAGGUUAACAAGCAGAGGGAUCUGUUCUGCCCAUGGGCAGGUGGGGUGCCAUUUUUGGGUAGGAGGCCUUGGUCAUGGGACACAGUGGUGUUGGCUGGGCUGUUCCAGGAGGAGUUGCUGAGCUGGCGCCAUCAGCAGGUCUCUGGCUUCCAUGCACAUCCAUCCUGCUGGAUGUAGCUUUUU